CGCUAGCCAAGACGCCAUUUUGUUUAUGUGCUCGCUGGUACGCUUGGUUGUCUAUUCUAUAAUUUUCGGAAGAUAGUAUUUAUGGCAAGGAUUUUCUUGGCGGAGGAGUGAUAAUGUUGGCUUGGUGAAAUGGAUUCUUGGUCGAACUUAUGUCGGUGUUGCCUCUCGCCAGAUUCCGAAGUAUCCUUGUUAGACGAAGAAAACAAAGUAAGGGAAAAAUUCCUGGAAAUCACCACUAUCGAGGUCGACCAAGAGGACGGUCUACCGCAGAAACUCUGCAGUGAUUGUUAUAAAAUUAUGAGUUCUGCAUACCAGUUUCGCAAACAGUGUAUAAAAAUGAAUACUGAAUUAAAGAUCCAGCUAGAGGCGUUCCUUCAACAAACUAAUAACCUUGAAGGAGUAGAAGCAGAAGAGGAGGAAGAGACCUCACAAAUAGAGGAGAAUGACUCGGAGACUGAUAAUAUAGCCAACGAUCCUAUGAAACAACUUGAAGCUAUCAUCAAAAAAGAACCAACAGAUAGUGAUGAUGAUUACUACUAUGUCCUUGUUAUUGAUGAUCCUAAAGAUAAAGAGAAGAAGAAUCAAGAAGACGUUAGUACUGUGAAAAGGGAACCACAGGAAUUGGAAACACCUGUUUUAAACCAAAGUGAAGAUAGUCAGCCUGGAGAAACAUUUGAAAACUAUGACUCCUUCCUUAUGUCAAACACUAAGGUACCAGUAAAUGUUCCAGCAACCAUCCUAGAAAAUGAAGAAGAGAGUCAGGAGAAUGAUGAUGAUGGCCAUUUUGCUAAUCAUGGUAUGGAUAUUGAUGAUACACAAGACAGUACAUCACAAGACCAGAAUUUGGAUGAAAUGGAAGAUUCCCAAGACAGAGGAGUUGAAGUAAUAGCCGGUAACAUAACAGGAGAAUUAACCAACUUGCAGGACAAAACUAGCAUUAUAAAAAUUCUAUCUGCAUCAGGUGCUGACGGUACUAUAUUAUUAAAAGGUGAUGAUGGCAUUCAGUAUUUAACAACUGAUACACAGCUAGUUGAUGGGGAUGAUGGUGAUCCAAUGAAUCAAGAAGAAGUCAUCUUCUGUGAGGGUGAUGAAUCCUCACAAUUCCAAAUACUCAAAUGUGAUGGCUCAGAAUUAGUCAUAGAGUAUACUGAUGGGGACCAAAUUGCUACUGUUCUUCAGCAAGAAGAUGGAAAGUUCGUAUGUGACUGUGGAGAUCAGUUUGAUGACUUAGAAGAAUAUGAGAAACACCAAUACAAGCAUAAUCCUGCUGGGGAACACUUAUGCAAUUUGUGUGGCAAAGGAUUUGAGUCUCCUGAAAUCUUGACUGGGCAUAUGCUACUACAUAGUGUGACAGGGCUACUAGUAACCUGCCCUUUCUGCCACCAGCUUAUAAGAAGAAAUGCAUUAACACAACAUAUCAAAUAUGGACACAAUAACAUCAAACCAGAAUGCAACCUUUGUUGGAAAACAUUUGCCAAUCCAAAUAACUUAAAACGUCACAUGAUGAUACACAGUGGUAUUAGAGAAUUUGAAUGUGAUAUUUGCCUAAAACGUUUCCACCAAAAGAUUACUAUGCAGACCCAUAGACUGACUCACAUGAAUCCCUUUGCAUGCAAUCAGUGUGAUGCGACUUUUGAAAAUAAAAGUGCUUUGCAAACUCACAAGGAGUCUGAAGACUGCUCAAAGUCUAAAGUAAAGAAAGUUAAAGAAGAAUUGAUGAAGACUGUAAAACAGGAGAUCACCACAAAUCUUGGGAAACUUCUAGGCUAUGCCUGUUCGUUGUGCAAGAAGAUGUUUUCAUUAGAAUCUGCUUUAGAACAACAUGUUGAAAGCACCCAUAUGGUAGACCCAUCAGAACUGCUUUGCUCUGAAUGUGGUGAAGUCUUACCCUCAAAGAAAGACAUGCAAAGUCACAUUUUGACUCACAAAAAUUACAAGCAGAGGAAUAUGAAGAGAUUUGAAUGUAAGGUUUGCGGCAAGAGUUGUUCAAGUCAAGCUAUGUUAAUAAUGCAUGAAAGAGUUCAUACAAAUGAGCGUCCCUUCCCCUGCGCUCUGUGCUCACUCCGAUUUAAAACCAAAACGCAUUUGCGGACUCACCAGCUCACACACACACGAGAGAAGAAGUUUGGGUGUUCAGUUUGUAUGAAGUUCUUUGCUUUGAAAGGAAACUUGGUGGUUCAUUUACGCACACAUACAGGGGAACGCCCUUACGUCUGUACACUGUGUGGAGAGGCCUUUAUAGACUCUAAAUAUCUGAAGAAGCAUAAGUUGAAGAAGCAUGCAAUUGAUAAUGUACCCUGGAAUCAAUAUUAAGUCUUAUAUUGUUCGAUUUUCCUGACUACACUAUUUUAUUACAAUUUCACAUUAUUGUCUUUAUUAAUUACCACAAACACAAUAGCUGAUAAUCAAAUGUAAUUAAGUAUAUGAUUAUUUUAACCUGUCAGCGAAAAUAAUAAGAUUUUUUUUUCUUUGCUGUAUGCUUGUAAUAAGAGGUUUAUUUUAUUUUGUGUUUCUAUUAUUCAAACAUGCCAUGUUCAUAAAAGGAAAUGUUGAGAAAAUGAGAAUACUUAGAGAAGCAUUUCCACUCAUUUUUGUUUUUUUAAAUAACCGAGAAUUAUGUAUUUAUUUAGUAGAAAUCCAAGAUAAUGUUUGUUUUUUGUGUAAAUUGCGUCAUAUUUUUUUCGCUAUUGAUUACUUAGGUAUUUUGUAUGCUUGUUGUAGCAAGAGACAGUCUCAGACAUUGUUUCUAUAAUUUAGUAGGGAUUAUAAUUAAUGUGGUUGCCUAAUUUUGUAAACCAUUAGCUAGGAUCACCAUAGGUAGGGUAUCAAAAUAAUGUUAUUUAAGCAAUAUCUGUACAUUAGCGACAGCUGUUUUAAAAUAAAACGAUAAAUAUUUCA
Messenger RNA from Pectinophora gossypiella (pink bollworm), 2898 nucleotides. Its product is annotated as oocyte zinc finger protein XlCOF6-like. The coding region runs from base 130 to 2313 and encodes 727 amino acids. The record is from RefSeq and is a predicted model, not a curated record. Gene Ontology annotation, molecular function: RNA polymerase II cis-regulatory region sequence-specific DNA binding; DNA-binding transcription factor activity; zinc ion binding. Gene Ontology annotation, cellular component: nucleus. NCBI's taxonomy places the organism in Eukaryota, Metazoa, Arthropoda, Insecta, Lepidoptera, Gelechiidae. The transcript is spliced from 3 exons. Gene Ontology annotation, biological process: regulation of transcription by RNA polymerase II.